AUGGACACGAACGAUAAGAUGCCGGGGGACGCCGCUCUGGGCGCAGUGUCCAAGCAGCAAGACGAGGCGUCCAAGAAUGCACGUACUGUAGAUACAGACUCUUUCAACAAAGCGCGUGAUGUGGUGAAGAGUAAGGCUGAUCACGUAAAGGAGCUCACGAGUGCUGUCCGUGACGCGUUGGACGAGACGGCACAGCAAGCAUGGGAAGUUACCAAGACGUUCGUGACGCCUGUUGUUGACGUAUUUAAACGAGCAGAUGGAGAAAAAGGCACUGAACUGCGCAAGUAUGUGGGUGUGGCACGGGAACGACUUAAUGUGCAGCUCUACGCAGCUCAAAUGCAGCUGCAGGAGACCAAGAAGAUUGCCGAUGAUCAGUUUGUGCCUGUAAAAAACGCACUCCAGCAACGAAUAAUUGGGUGUACGGUUGUGACAUGUACAGAGCUAUUGAAAUCGAACGAGUUUCGACGCGAAUACCCGGAAGUGGCGGCAGUUGCUAUGGCGGUUGUGGUAGGCGUGCCAUCACUUUUGAUACGUGGCAAGUGGUCGGCGGUACGAAACUCGGCAGUGGCCGUGGGCGCUGGCGCUGCGGCGUGCUACAGAUGGGACAAGUCGGUGCAGAAGAAGCGCAAGUAG
Molecule: messenger RNA, 633 nt
Organism: Peronospora farinosa
Lineage: Eukaryota; Oomycota; Peronosporomycetes; Peronosporales; Peronosporaceae
Source: the annotation of a GenBank genome assembly